UGCCCUUCUUUCUCUUCAGAGGACCAGUGGCCCUGUGACUCUGCUCACUCAUCCGGCCACCGUUGCCCCGAGCUGCCAGGAGCCUGGAGAAGAUGAAGGCAUCCGUGGUUCUCUCCCUCCUUGCCUACCUGGUGGUUCCAAGUGGUGCUUACAUCUUGGGGCGUUGCACAGUGGCUAAGAAACUCCACGAUGGAGGCCUGGAUUAUUUUGAGGGCUAUAGCCUUGAGAACUGGGUGUGCCUAGCCUACUUCGAGAGCAAGUUCAACCCCAUGGCCAUCUACGAGAACACACAAGAUGGCUACAUUGGCUUUGGCCUCUUUCAGAUUCGUGGCAGUGACUGGUGUGGUGACCAUGGCAGGAACCGCUGCCACAUGUCAUGUUCUGGUAAGUCUCUCUUUCCAUUCUGUGUGGGGGCACUGGAGGCUGUGAUGCUGUAUCAGAGGCCUGCCUUCCAGAUGGCCAGAGUUUACAAAGUUUACAAAGAAGAGGGCGUGGCAGGAGUCAUAUCCAGCAUGGGUCCCUGGGAGGCUGAGCAUUGCACUGCUGAGGGCACAGUGAGAUCAGGCUAUGCGGAGUCAGGCAGGCUAACCUAGGAUGGAGUGAUGGAGACCCCUGUUGAAAUGGGCAGAGAAGGUGUUGGGAAGUUGAGAGGAGGCUGCAGGCAUCAGAGCCUGAAGGCUGGGAGCAGAGGGCUCCAGCUGGCCUGAUUUCACCCACGCUCGGCCACCUCUCCCUUUUUUAAGGGGGCAGUUGCUGCCACUUUGAAAGGCAGAACUGGUUACUGGGAGGAGACAGGAGCUGGGCACGCCAAGGGGAGCUUGCCCACUGCUCUUAGGUGGUCCCAAGUACCUGUGAUCAAGGGGAGGUGGUUGCCAGGAUUCACUCAUUGCAUGAGCAUUUAUUGAGCACCUACUAAGUGCCAGGCCUUACAGAGUUGCCAUUUUAGUGCUUGUUAACUGCCAGCUACUCUUUUAAGCCCUUUAUAAGUAUUCAUCUAAUUAAUUCAUCUAAUCAAUCUAAUUAAAUACCCAUGAGGUGGGUACUGUUAUCCCCAUUCUACAAAUGGGGAAACUGAGGCCCAGAGAGGGUAAGUAUAUGCCCAAAACCACACAGCUGUGUGGUGGUAGAGCUGGGAGGGAGACCUAAGCAGUGUGACUCCUGAGUUGGGGCUAAACCAAGAGGCUACACAGCUGAGCCAGGUCUCCCUCACAUCUGAGGCGGUCUUUCUGCCUAAGCACCCCAGCAUCCUCCCUAAUGAGCAAACCUCCCUCCACGCUGAUGGGUGAGAACCAUUCCAGAGCCUGUGGCUUCUGAACUGGGUCUUUAGGAGACAGAGUGGAGGGGUUGGAGUGAAGGCCUGCAGCCUUCUCAUGUGGCCUGGGGAGUACCUGUCUGUAUUGGGCCCCAUGAUUGACCUUUAGCUCCAGAGAGGAGUAAGAAAGUUCUCUGAAUCAAGGAGAGGCAGGACUGCAAAGUAGGAGGAAAAGGCACAGGAACUCUGUGGGAACCUGGUGGGAAUCCUAGCUGCUGCCAUUAAGAACGACAUGAGCUUGUAUAAGUCACUUCUAGAGCUCCUCCAUCUGUGAAGUGGGGACAUUAACAACCACUUAGGGUUUCUGUGAACAUAAAAUGGAAUAAUGUAUAUAAAAUGCCAGGCAGGGCCCUUAGUGAAUUAUAAUAAUCACAGUCUAGUUGAGGAGACAUACACAUUAAAAGUGUAAGUUAAUAACAUUUUAAAAUUAAUUAAAUUCAUUUAAUUUAA
Messenger RNA from Chlorocebus sabaeus (green monkey), 1762 nucleotides. The record is from RefSeq and is a predicted model, not a curated record. Lineage: Eukaryota; Metazoa; Chordata; Mammalia; Primates; Cercopithecidae.